UCCUCUCUGGAACUCUCUUGUUUCCUGGUUCCAGAGAUAACCCAAAAUCGUGUUUUCUUUGAAACGCACCAACAAAGGAAAAGAAAGAAAGAAAGAAAAACAAAAAAAGGCAAGAAAGAAAAAUGGCAAUAUUUUUUGCCUUUUUGUGAUGUUUCAUGUUUCUUUUCCCUGCAGUGCCAUUCUAACCCUUCAAAGACCUCGUUCUUUUUCUUCCAUCAAGAACCAAUUUUUCCAUCGACCCAAAAACCAAAACCCUCUCUUUCUUCUUCCCCUCCUCCGCAAAUGCUUCCCCUCCGCUUAAGCGCCGUCGUUUUGCCCCUCAUUGUGUGCUGUCUCUUUCUGCCCUUCUGUCUUGGUAUUCGGUCUUUUCCGACCACCGUCGCCGCCGUCGGCGGCGACGCCCUUUUCCAGUUCUCGGAGGCGCCGGAGUAUCGCAACGGAGCGGGUUGCCCUGUAUCCGGAAACAGUGACUCGAUAUUGUCAUGUGACCCUUCUCUGGUUCACAUAGCCAUGACCCUUGAUUCCGGUUACCUGAGAGGCACCAUCGCCGCCGUGCACUCCGUCCUCCGCCACUCGACGUGCCCGGAAAACGUGUUCUUUCAUUUCAUAGCGGCGGAGUUCGACCCGGCGAGUCCCCGGGUCCUGAUCCAAUUAGUCCGAUCGACGUUCCCUUCACUGAACUUCAAGGUUCACAUUUUCAGGGAAGACACGGUGAUCAACUUGAUCUCCUCUUCGGUUCGUUCGGCACUGGAAAACCCGUUGAACUACGCAAGGAACUACCUCGGUGACAUGCUGGAUCGGUGCGUGGACCGAGUCAUAUACCUUGACUCGGACGUUGUUGUUGUUGAUGACGUUCGCAAGCUCUGGAGCGUGAAACUCACCGAGUCACGAGUUAUCGGCGCACCGGAGUAUUGCCACGCAAACUUCACAAAGUACUUCACUGAUGAGUUUUGGCAGGACCCUCUGUUGUCACGUGUGUUUGGUUCUAGAAAGCCUUGUUAUUUCAACACUGGGGUGAUGAUAAUGGAUUUGGUGAGGUGGAGGGAAGGGAACUAUAGGAAGAGGAUUGAGAAUUGGAUGGAGUUGCAAAAGAAGAAGAGGAUUUACGAGCUGGGUUCUCUACCUCCUUUCUUGCUUGUGUUUGGUGGGAAUGUUGAGGCCAUUGAUCAUAGGUGGAACCAACAUGGUCUUGGUGGGGAUAACUUGAAUGGGGUUUGUAGGUCUUUGCAUCCUGGCCCUGUUAGCUUGUUGCAUUGGAGUGGGAAAGGGAAACCUUGGGUUAGGCUUGAUGCUAAGCAACCUUGUCCCUUGGAUCGUCUUUGGGAGCCUUAUGAUUUGUUUAAGCCAAGGCACUUUCAGAACAGGGCGAGGGAACAACCUUGGAGCUUCUCUUCUUCUAUAUUAGUUGGAUAUGCUCAUGAUUUGUUAUGAUGAUUCUUUGGUGGUACAUUUGUUGUUCAGAGAUUCUUUGGUAGAGCAGUGUACAGAUUUGUUUGGGGGAAGGGGGGCGUUUGUUCAUUCUUUCUGUAGAAUUUUUUUUUUUUUUUUUUUAAUCCAUUUCAAUUCUUGUGCUUUACAUAUGAAAUUUCAAUUCUUUAUCUGCUGGGGGGUUCCAUCUCUUGGAACAAUUUUGGUGGGUUUGGUUCAGUUGUUCGUAUGGGACCAUUGAUUGUAUGUGCCAAACAUAGUGCAGAAUAACAGACAGUUGUUCUUUGUUUUAUUAGCAUUGAGUUCCUGUCAUCUUUUGUUUGCUUUUCUACCUACUAGCCAUUUGAAUGAUGAAUGUGUUGGCUCGUUUUUUUUUUUUUUUUUUUGUGCCUUUCUAAUUUCUACUGGAAAAAAGAGAGAGUAUAGAUUGCUAUCUGCAAAUGAUAGCUUAAGGGUGCUUGUGAUGACACACUGCUACUUAUCAAGUUAUGAUUGAGAUUUGAUCAUAGAUUCACCAUGAUUUAAGGCUAGGUAAAAAAAGUGGAAAAAGAGCUAUAAAGUAGUAUACAGUGCGAUCUGCAAAUGUUAAUAACUUG
This is a messenger RNA of Gastrolobium bilobum, 2024 nucleotides long. RefSeq names its product probable galacturonosyltransferase-like 9. Gene Ontology annotation, molecular function: glycosyltransferase activity. Bases 283 to 1431 code for a protein of 382 amino acids. Gene Ontology annotation, cellular component: Golgi apparatus. Lineage: Eukaryota; Viridiplantae; Streptophyta; Magnoliopsida; Fabales; Fabaceae. The transcript has a single exon. The record is from RefSeq and is a predicted model, not a curated record.